This is a messenger RNA of Aureobasidium pullulans EXF-150, 2761 nucleotides long. RefSeq lists its product as uncharacterized. The record is from RefSeq and is a predicted model, not a curated record. Bases 170 to 2581 code for a protein of 803 amino acids. The transcript is spliced from 2 exons. Gene Ontology annotation, molecular function: GTPase binding. NCBI's taxonomy places the organism in Eukaryota, Fungi, Ascomycota, Dothideomycetes, Dothideales, Saccotheciaceae.
CGUAUAACGUCUGCAAUCAAUUCUGUCGCACCAUGUCGCUGUCGUUGCUUCUUGCCAACUGAAUCUUCCUUGUCGCACAAGAUCUAAUCCAAACAGCAUUGCGAUGAGCGUCGCAUGCGUCCGACCCCUCUCUUCCGCCAACUCUCUGUACUCAUAGACACCCGUCACCAUGGAUGCCAACAACCGUGAUCACGAGCUCGAGGAAGAACAUGGUUUCGAUGAGCUGCCCAAACCACGCGAGCUGCCCGCCGACCUACCUCGCUCACUCGACGACCGCAGGACCUUCUCUGGCUACGGCAAUGUCGAGACCGAAUACUAUGAUGCCUGGCAAGGCCAGUCGCAAUUCCUUACCGCGCCUACCAUCGCCCAAUCGAACAACUUCAACCUCUCCCUGAACGAGCCCGACAACUUCGACCCCUCCGAGCACGACUUGGCUGAGCACGACACCAGGCUGGCCCACAUGUUGGCAACCCAGGUCCGAAGCAACGAGGACGACGAUGAUGUGGAAAGCACCGAAGACAACAUUGUGAAUGACAAGAAUCUGUCCGACGGCGAGAAGCGACAAAUGCUACAAGACUUCCUCUUCAUGGCUGCAAGCAAUGGCGACGUCGGCCGCAUAAAGCGUUUGGUCAGAGGCAGCGCCGCUCUCUAUAUCGACGUGAACGCCGUGGACUCGGAAGGCACUCCUCCCUUGGUCUAUGCCAGUUGCUUCGGUCAUAAAGAGGUAGUCAUGUCCUUGUUGGACGCUGGCGCAGAGGUGGAUAAGCAAGAUCGCAAUCAGUGGAGUGCCCUCAUGUGGGCCAUGACAAACAGACAUAAGGAUAUCGCAAAGAUUCUGCUGGAUCAUGGAGCCUCGACCGAGAUUCAGUCAUCUACUGGAAGGACUGCUCUCGACUUCGUCGCACCGAACAGCGACAUGUCUGAAUACUUGAACGACAGCGGCUACACCAUCGGAAAUGCUGGUGUGACUGACGACUUCUACAAUGCUGGUUUCUCGCAGGACCGAUUCGAGGAGGAAAUGGCCGAGAACGAGAUGAAGCGUCGCAUGAUGAUGGAGAGCGCAAUGAACCUUGAAGUUGAUCUCGGCAACCUCGGCCUGGAUGAACAACCGGAAUCUGCAGACGAAUUUGAAGAUCCUCAAGAAUUUGUUUGGGACAGAUGUCUCAAUGACCAGAUGUUUGUCUUCCAGGAGAACGACUCGGAUCGCAUUCUUAACAUUGUCGUCACAGAGAUGACCCCUCAGCGCUCGCCAUCUCAAAAACCUAUACCCGCCAACAUUAUUUUCCUCGGAGCCAGAUAUGCACACUACCACUCUAGCCAAGAGUUGUUGAGUGAGUGGCUCAAUGCGGCUCAGGACAAGAUCUACGCAGUUGUUGAAAAGCAUCAGUGGGACAUGACUAUGCUUGCUUUCUGGAUGUCCAACACAACCCUUCUAUUGUAUUACCUGAAGAAAGAUACUGGUUUGUCAGAAGUAACCACAACAUUCCAGGCUAAGAUGGCCGAAUUGAUUCACGAGAUAUAUGUACUAAUCAUCCGUGAUGCCGAAAGACGGAUGGACAAGGUUCUGGAUGAGGCCAUGCUGGAUCACGAAACCAUUCCAGGAUUUGAGGAUAUCGCGUUUCAAAAUGAAUGGAAAUUCUUGCGAUCAAAACCGAAGGUGAAGGCUCCGGAACCAUUGGAGAAGCGCUUCAGGCCACCUUCACCCAAGCGUCGCGCACAGGUGUCGCCGAGAAAUAUCACUUCUCUUCUAUCCUCUACACUAUUCGUGCUCGACCUGUACGAUGUGCAUUCGGUCAUUACCACACAAGUCAUGUCCCAGCUUUUGUAUUGGCUUAGUGCUGAGAUUUUCAACCGCAUCAUGUCAAACAAGCGUUAUCUUGCGAGGACAAAAGCAAUGCAAAUCCGUAUGAACAUCUCGCAGCUCGAGGAUUGGGCUAGAACAAACAACAGAGCUCCGGAGCACUACGAGAACGGAAGUUUGAACGCUACUGGAGAGAACAUUGUUGAAGCUGCACGCAAGCACCUGGCGCCGGUAGUACAGCUUCUGCAGUGGCUGCAAUGCUUUUCAUCACUAGGUCAAGAUGACGAGGCACUAGAUACCACUUUACAACAAUUGCCUGCAUUGACGACAAAGCAAUUGCUACAUGCUGUCAAAUACUAUCGUGCUGAGGUCGGUGAGAAGAUCCUACCAAAGGCCGCGUUAAAGCAUGUCGAGGAGAGCAAACGACAACUCGCCCACAAAGCAGCAGAAGCCAACUCACCUGCACUUCCAGCCCCAGCCGCGAAGGGAGACAAGCCAAAUACACCUGCACCGCCUCCUGUUCUGAGAAAGGACGAGGACGACUCACCAGAGGGCAACUUGGUGGAUCCAGCAUUACUACUGCCGUUCCACCUCCCCACAUCAACAGACAUGCUAGUCACAUACGGUGCAGGCUUCGGAGGAGUUAAUCGGGAAAAAGAACGAAGAUAUACCCCCACAGUACCUCCAGACUUUUUCGAAAAAUUGGAUCCUUCGGGGAGCAGUCGCAACUUGUACGAAGAUGCCAAGUGGAGCGAUGAGGAUGUGGAUCUGGGCAAUUAGAUCAGAUCAACUCAACAAAGCACAAAUUCUCAGCCAUAUUCAUCCCUUUACCGAUUACCUGUCCCUCGUGUUCGAUUACUUACUAAAACACACAGCCUUUCUAGAGCGUUCCGGACUUGACAAAAGAUUUUUGUGAGAUGUCGUGUUGUAGAUUUGUUUGUUAAAUUUCGAUCUCCGUGU